Molecule: messenger RNA, 816 nt
Organism: Leguminivora glycinivorella
Lineage: Eukaryota; Metazoa; Arthropoda; Insecta; Lepidoptera; Tortricidae
Gene: mRpL43
Product: 39S ribosomal protein L43, mitochondrial
Exons: 4
Coding region: 140-697 (185 amino acids)
Biological process (GO): mitochondrial translation
Cellular component (GO): mitochondrial large ribosomal subunit
Molecular function (GO): structural constituent of ribosome
Source: RefSeq, a predicted model, not a curated record
GCCUAAUGAAGUUCGUCGAAUUCAUAGCAAAAACAAAACGCGUUGAACGUCAACAUGACAUUUGAUUGACACCUAACCUCAAAAUCCAUACUUUACUACUAUCACGAUAUUCACGAUUACGUGAAUAUUUUAACUAAAAAUGUCUAAUAAGAGCUUGUUUUUGAAGUCAGGCUUCGUACGGGCGCCUCUUCAGAACGGUGUUGGCCGCUACGUAUGUCAGUUGCAAAGAAUUGUGCUUAAAUUCUGUAAAAGUAAUGGAAGCAGCCGUGGUAUAAGGGACUUCAUAGAGCAGGAUCUGGUAGAGUUUGCGCGGGAGAACCCGGGCGUGGUGGUGUACCUCAAGCCGCGCCGCCACCGCGCGCCUGUUGUUGUUGGAGAAUACUUGAACGGCGACCGUGUAUGGAUGAACAUGUGUAACAAGAACCAAUCAGAGAUCACAAAAUGGAUAGAAGUCCUCCGCACACAACAGGGAGAUGUGUCCAACACUCGUCUCAGAAAGUACCAGCAUACGGACCACCCGUCCAUACAGGGAGCCUGGAGCCCGUGGACAUUUAAAAUGCCUGAACUUAACACUGCUACGCUCCCUGACACUGAGUUUGGAAGAAAUGACAGACUGCCCCGUUCUGCGACGGAGGAGCUGAGACUCCUGUUCGAGAAGCAACGGCUGAAUGAUAAACAACUCAAGACUGGAGAAUAGACUAACAAGACUAACCAAAUUUUACAUCUUUAGGGUAUAAGGGCCAUUUUUUUUUUUUCAAAGUUGUCCACCCCACUUUUUUUGUAACAUGGGUAUUUUUUACGCGAUUCAUGCACGCA